AUGCCAGAGAAGAAGGUCACCGACCCGGCUCUCAAGGAGCAGAAGCAGGAAGAGUUUCACCGCAUCCAGCAGGCCUACGAGUGCCUCGGCGACGACGAAAAGCGCGCCAACUACGACGCCCUCGUCCACCUCGAGAAGCUGCGCAAGGAAAAGGCUGCCCGACAAGCUGCCGCCCCGCGCGAAAAGGCUGCACGCUUCGACGUCCCCACGCCCGGCGCCUCGCCCUAUGCCGCCGCCAAUGGCGCACCCAGAUACUCUACCGAGCACCGCGUGCCCACGUCGGCGCGCGACGACAGUGCCCGCUACCAAGAACGCACCCACUACCACACCUACCAGCCCAAGCCUACGUCGACCGCCCGCCCCGCGCGCGAAAAGGAGCCUUCCAAGAGCAGCCGGUAUGCCAAGGAAGACCGAAGCCGCUCAGAACGGGAAAAGGCUCGCACCAAGGAAGUCCGCCCCGAGCGCAAGUUCGCAUCCGUCGACAGCGACGAGUCGUCGGACGAGAAGGCGCGCUACGAGUCGGGCUUCAGGAUCCGCUCCGAAGAAAACGCUCGACGCAAGGCCGCCGAAGAGCGUCGCUCCUACGAAGAAGCACGCCACACCAUUCCCACGCACCACAAGAUGAGUGCCCAAGCCGAAGAGGCCCUUCGCUACCAGCACAAGUCGCGUGCCCAGGUAGAAGAGGAAAUGUCCACUCGCCCCCCGCCACCCAGAGCAUCUUCGCGCGAUUAUUACGCUGCCGAGUCCCGACCCUCGCGCCGCGAAGCAUCACGAGUCGAGCCUGUUCGAAGGUCAUCUGCCAGGCCUAGCCGAGAUCGGCCUUCCAUGUCCCGCCGCGAAACUGAUCGCACUGAGCGCAUCAUUCCAGAGGUCGUCGACUGGGCUGAGGAGCGACGCGGCGACGAGAGGCGACCGCCCAUGUUCAAGCAGUCCGUCUCAUCGCCCAUUGACCUUGGGCGCGGAGUCCCCCAGCGCUCGUACACCGAAAGACUGCCUCGCCGCGCUGAAGGCUCCCCGCCACCACCUCCCCCCUUCCAUCGCUCCUCGACGAUGCCCUCGCGCCGCAAAGAGGCGACGGUGCCCCGCACCUCGGGCAUGCGCGAAGCCAUGCCUGAACAAUACGCUACUGCUGAGAGAGACGGCUUCGCAGCUGUUCCGCCUGCACAGCAGACCACAUCCGGUAACACCAAGAAGGUCUACUACUACCCCGUUAGCGGAGGUGGCGUCUCUGUUCGCCCAGACGAAAUGCCGCCAACGGCUCGUCAUGUACCGCGCGAGCCAUCCCGCGUCCAACGUUCGCCAUCGCCGAUCGGCAAACCCCCGAUCGGCCCUAACCGCCCCAUGGAAUCCACCACUCCAUACAAGACGGCUUCCCGACCAUCCAUGCCUAGCCGCAACGAGUCGUACCGUACCGUCUCGCCCGUCCGUGCUUCCGAGGAGCGCGGACGCUCUGCAAGACCCAAGCUUUAUGGAGAAAUCGGACGCGACGCCAGCUUCGAUGCCAGCGACGUCCAGUACAGCCGCCGCUACGGCCCAGAGGACGUCAGAUGGGCCCCUCGAUCUGGCGAGCCCGACAAAGGCUACCACCAAAAGCCUAGUUUGGGAAGGACUGCGACCUAUGUUUAUUAG
Molecule: messenger RNA, 1629 nt
Organism: Exserohilum turcica Et28A
Lineage: Eukaryota; Fungi; Ascomycota; Dothideomycetes; Pleosporales; Pleosporaceae
Exons: 1
Coding region: 1-1629 (542 amino acids)
Source: RefSeq, a predicted model, not a curated record